Messenger RNA from Pteropus alecto (black flying fox), 2482 nucleotides. It is a transcript of the gene ZNF706, whose product is annotated as zinc finger protein 706. The record is from RefSeq and is a predicted model, not a curated record. Lineage: Eukaryota; Metazoa; Chordata; Mammalia; Chiroptera; Pteropodidae. The transcript is spliced from 4 exons. The coding region runs from base 23 to 253 and encodes 76 amino acids.
GGGUCCGUGAGGAGUGGCGGAUAUGGCUCGUGGACAGCAGAAGAUUCAGUCUCAGCAGAAAAAUGCCAAAAAGCAAGCUGGACAAAAGAAGAAACAAGGACAUGACCAAAAGGCUGCUGCCAAAGCUGCCUUAAUAUAUACCUGCACUGUUUGUAGGACACAAAUGCCAGACCCUAAGACCUUCAAGCAGCACUUUGAGAGCAAGCAUCCUAAGACUCCGCUUCCUCCAGAAUUGGCUGAUGUUCAGGCAUAAAGUUGUUUACAGGUGAAUUCAUGACACCUUUGACUCUUCUACUGUCUCAGACCUUAGGUAACAAACCUGCAGCUGCUUUUCUAACAAACUGUUGAUCAGCAAAAAUAAAGGGGCUACAGAAACACUCAUUUUUAUGCUGUUCCCUUUUGGGCUUCAUGCAAAGACAAUUCUGUGUAAAUGUACAGUUGACUCUGAUUUGGAAAUCUGAAAACCAGUCCAUCCUUGUUAUAAAAAAUUUUUUUACAAUUGUAAUUAUAUUGAUGUUCAUAUUGUGUAAAAAAAAAACUCAUUUAAUAAAGUAGUACUUUGAUUUUACAACAUCACAGGAUAAAUGGUUCUAGAAAUUCUGUUCUCAUUUUCCACAUCAUUUGCCUUAUAAAAAUCUAAUGAAUUCAUCAGUUAGAAUUGCAAGUGCAAUUUUUAUCUCCCUUUCUCAACUCAGUAGCAGGUUAGUUAGUUAAACCAGAGCAGUCUCAUUCAUUAAAUUUGUGUACACAAUUUAAUAGGCAGCUGCUGAUCUAGGUGAAGAAUGACUUACCUGCUGCCUUAGUAUAUUGCGAUCAUGUGUCUUUCCCCCUCCCUGAUUGUUUCCUGUGUUUGAGAUUGGAAUAUUUCAACUUGCCAUAUGACCUGGCUAUGGCUGCCAGCCAAAUAUACCCUGUAGAUAAGUGAUAAAUUCCUAAAGCAGUUGGAUUGUUAGCCCUUCUGAAAAAUUAGGUUCUGAAAUGUAUGCCAUAAUGAAAUAAUUAGUAAGCCUAUCAUUUAUUACAAAAUACAAUAGAAUGUAUGUGAACUGGUAAAGAUCUAUCUUUUAUAAAUUAUGCUGGAGUCUUUGAAAAUUCUUCAAAUUCUUUAAUUUGAAAUUGAAACUCAUAAUUUUGAAGGCAUUUUGGAAGUUAUUAACAAUUUGACGAAUUCUAGAAUGGAUUUUGCAUUAACAAGAAGAUUGGAAUUAUUUGUGGCUGGGUCAUUUCCCAGAACCUUCUCUCUGCUUUCCUUUUUGAAUAGUUGAUUUUAGGAGUUUGCUUUUUGCUGGUUCCUAAAAUCAAAGACUUUGUACAGUAUGACUUCACCUGAACUAGAAAAGUAUUAAAAUAGGCCAAUAUUCACAUUCACUUGGCUCUGAGGAUGGGGAAGUGGGUUGAUUCAGAUGGAUGCGGUAAAUUCUACCCAGUUAAAGGAGACUAAUUUUAGGGUUCUUCUAAUUUGCUUUUGUCAACUAUUAACUUUACAAGUGAAACUGCUAUUAACUCAAUUUAAAUUUUAAAGUUAAUAGGAAGAACACUGAAAUAUUUACUGGUAAUUGCUUAGAGCCACAAAUCCGAUCUUGUGGAUUACAAAAUGCAUUUCCUCUUUCUGCUAUAACUCAUCACUGCAUAUGCUUUGUAGCUGUGCAUAUUCUGCCCACUUUGUCUUCACUGUAAGUUUAAAAUACAAUGUUUCCAAGGAAAAGCUUCAGUGGUGAUAGUUUCUUAGCAACUCCUAUUCUUACUCUUACUUUAAAAUAGUCAUUUUUUUUUCAUGUAUUUAAUUUCCUACAUUUCAGAUUUAACAUGUUAUUUCCUUGUAUGUUGAUUACCAGAUCAUUAGAAGUUGCCUAAUUGCUUGUGGGUAUUACAGAAGUUCUGGCUAAAUUACAUUUAAAGGUUUUUUAAAGUGCUUUGAGCAUAUAUAUAUAUUUAUGUUCAGUAACAAAUCAUUUAAAAACCAUUCACAAGUUUUGGUUUAAUUUUUUCAUUUGUUUUACCCUCAUAAUAAAAGCUUCUUUGUUCUUGUAUUUAACCCUUAUUUAUAAGCAGCUGAACAUCAUAUUUAACUCUAUAUCUCAAUGAUGGGGAAAUAGCUGCAUUGAUCUUGCAUAAAACAUUAAUUCUCAUACUCCAGGUGAGGAUUAUUAGUACAAUCCCCUUCUUAUUGUGUUUCAGUUGAAUCUGCUAUAAGGGGAAAGUUAAAAUUCUUAAACAUCCUUGUUAUUUGGAGAUUCUUUAACAGAUCACAGCAGAGUUUGUUAUGGUGUCUGCAAAGACUUGAUAAAAGACGCUGAGAAAAGACGCUGAGAGAAUUGGUCCAUUUGUAUUCUGUAUUUCUAUUAGUUGCCAAAAAAAAUGGGGUUAAGAUUAAAUUGUUUCCAUUCUCUUUCAUAUGGAUCUAUAUCCCCAUGUUUAACUGACACACUGGAGGCUCAGGUGUGUGCUGUAAUGUAUUAUUAAAGAAGAUAUUAAAACGAAA